UCCACGUCUCCUCAACUCAGAUCUCCCCCAUUUCAACUCCCUCCUCCUCCACUUUCCCCCCCGCAUCGAGCAGCGAAGCGGCGAUGGCGGAGGAGCAGCCGCGCGCGGCGGCGGAGGGCGGCGGCGAGACGCUGAUGGAGAAGAUCGCCGACAAGCUCCACAUCGGUGGGGACGGGUCGUCGUCCGACUCCGACGCUGACGAGCGCAAGCAGCCGAAGCCCUCGGCGCCGCCGGCCCCGGCCGAGGUCGCAACGGAGUCGUUUGUUGAUUCGGCUGCUGCUGCCGCGGCCGAGGCCAAGGCCAAGGUGUUCCGCCUCUUCGGGCGCGAGGAGCCCAUCCACAAGGUCCUCGGUGGAGGCAAACCCGCUGAUGUGUUCCUAUGGAGGAACAGGAACAUCUCUGCCGGUGUACUAGGCGGUGCCACUGCGAUCUGGAUCCUUUUUGAAUUGCUUGGCUACCACCUCCUGACUUUCGUUUGCCAUGGGCUCAUAUUCUCUUUGGGUCUUCUCUUUCUCUGGUCUAAUGCCUCAUCAUUUAUUAACAAGUCUCCCCCGCGGAUCCCAGAGGUGAUUAUUCCAGAAGAUUUGGUUGUCAACAUUGCUCUAUCUACACGUUAUGAGAUCAACAGGGCCUUUGCCAAUCUUCGUCAGAUUGCUCUUGGCCGGGACAUCAAGAAGUUCCUUAUUGUGAUUGCUGGCCUUUGGUUGCUUUCUGUUCUUGGAAGCUGCUGCAACUUCUUGACCUUGGUUUAUAUUGUGUUUGUGGUGCUGCACACAGUCCCAAUUCUGUAUGAGAAGUAUGAAGAUCAGAUUGACUCAUAUGGUGAGAAGGGGUGGGUUGAGAUUAAGAAACAGUAUGCUGUGCUCGAUGCUAAGGUCCUGAGUAAAGUACCAAGGGGCCCCUUGAAAGACAAGAAGCACUAGGAAGAGGUGAUGCAGUGCCUCGUGGCAGGUGAUAGUAGUGGUUGGGUUGUGGUUCUUGAGAUGCACUGCUGUCACCUAUUGCCUUGUGUUGUGUAUGGCUCUUUUGUUGUCUGAUCUUGAUGGGAGUAGCUGAGUAGCUUGCGCUACGACAGUAUGCAGCUGCAGCGCAUGCUUUGCUCCAUCGCUGUUUGAUUUUUGAUCUGUAAGAUGUCGCAUGCAUAUUGUUUAUGCGAUAUUGUUUUGUUACUAAGAUUGCUGCAUUUUGGAAUUUGGUGAUAUUUAUGAACCAAUGUUGAGACUAGAUGUCAUCUACCCGUCAUUUUUGUUGUUGACGUUGGUGAAAAAUCUUGUUAUGAUUGCGCUAUUAAA
Molecule: messenger RNA, 1292 nt
Organism: Oryza sativa Japonica Group (Japanese rice)
Lineage: Eukaryota; Viridiplantae; Streptophyta; Magnoliopsida; Poales; Poaceae
Product: reticulon-like protein B1
Source: RefSeq, a predicted model, not a curated record